This is a messenger RNA of Didymodactylos carnosus, 1166 nucleotides long. Lineage: Eukaryota; Metazoa; Rotifera; Eurotatoria; Philodinida; Philodinidae. The record is from the annotation of a GenBank genome assembly.
GACUUUCUCCAACAGGACUCUCGACAGGACUCCUGCAAGAAUUUUUUUGGGACUCCUCAUGACUCCAUGUUGGACUUUUCACUUUAGAAAGUUCCUGCGAGAGUCAUCAGGACUCCUUACGAUUGCUGCUGGAGUUUUUCAUAAACUUGGGACUCCCGUUGGAGUUUUGCCGGGAGUCUCGACUAGGGUAGCCGACGGACAUACGACCAUAUAGAAUUAUAGAUUCUUCCUUAAACAACUAUGUUCAAGAAAAAAAAAAUUCGAAGUUAUUCUAAGUGUGAGAAUAUACACACUUGUAUUUACACAAGAGUGUAAAACAAAACGAUGAUUCAGGAAUUUCCAAGAUUUUAGUACAAGAAGUCAAGAGAUUACAAGGUGUUCAAGAUCUUGACUUCUUGAAACUUCUUGAGUUCUUACAUUUUCUUGCCAAGAUCGUGAAUCAAGAUCUUACUGAAAAAGUUCAAGAAUUUCAGAUCUUGAUUACAAGAAGUUUCACUACGGAUAACUCGACUAAGUCUGAUUUCUAACACAGAGUGUUAACCUCAGUACUUGAAUUUACCUAAACUGUUUGGUUUGUUUCUCUUGUUAGCAUUAAAUUUGAAUGUUCAUAUAUGGCCGGUUAUACAAAUCUCAAUCGUUUAAGUUUGAUUCAAUUAGAAACUGAAGAGCGUAAAUAUCGUGCUCAUUUAAAAAAAGUAGCCGAAAUGAAACGCCAUAGUUCUAUCGAUAAUAAACCACUAGUAAAAUAUCCACAUUUGAAAAUAAGUAAUAAAUUUCAUACUGCUCAAAGACUACGUGAAAUCGAACAAGAAAAUCGAUCAAUAUCACAAAAACUUGUUGAAAUAACGAGAACAAAAUCAAAAAAUAGGAGUAAUCAGCAAAUGACCAUGAAGAUUCCACUAAUAAAUAGAAGAACAAAUUUUUCGAUCAAUAGUACACCUUUCAAUGGCAUAGAUAGCAAUGCGAAAAUUACUGAACGUUUAACAAAAACGAAAGGCAUUUAUAACGUUAAAAAAUGGAAUGACGAAUAUGAACUACACAAAUCGUAUUUAAAAAUAUCGAAAAAUAAUAAAUUAUUUACGCCGAUAGGCAUCGGCUCUAAUUAUCGCCCGGUCAAAACAGCCACAUCAAAAACGUCGACAUCAUUCACAAUGCUAGUCGUCUAG